Messenger RNA from Diorhabda carinulata, 599 nucleotides. It is a transcript of the gene RpS16, whose product is annotated as 40S ribosomal protein S16. Gene Ontology annotation, cellular component: cytosolic small ribosomal subunit; ribosome. The transcript is spliced from 5 exons. Gene Ontology annotation, biological process: maturation of SSU-rRNA from tricistronic rRNA transcript (SSU-rRNA, 5.8S rRNA, LSU-rRNA); translation. Gene Ontology annotation, molecular function: structural constituent of ribosome; RNA binding. The record is from RefSeq and is a predicted model, not a curated record. Bases 59 to 517 code for a protein of 152 amino acids. NCBI's taxonomy places the organism in Eukaryota, Metazoa, Arthropoda, Insecta, Coleoptera, Chrysomelidae.
AAAUACCGUUGUGUCAGUGUCAUAUGUCAAAAAGUACUUCCUUUUUCAAUCUUUCACAAUGCAAGGCACACAGCAAAAGCAAAAGAGAGAACCUAUUCAUUCUGUCCAAGUUUUUGGCAGAAAGAAAUCAGCUACCGCCGUAGCUUAUUGUAAAAGAGGUAGGGGAGUUUUGAGGGUAAAUGGAAGACCUCUUAGUCAAGUCGAGCCGAAAAUGCUCCAAGAUAAACUCCAAGAACCAAUUCUGUUACUUGGAAAGGAUAAAUUUUCUGCUGUAGACAUCAGAGUGAGAGUAAAUGGUGGUGGACACGUUUCGCAAAUAUAUGCGAUUAGACAAGCAAUUUCAAAAGCCCUAGUUGCUUAUUAUCAAAAAUACGUCGACGAAGCUUCGAAGAAGGAACUGAAGGAUAUUCUUAUCCAAUACGAUCGUACCUUGUUGGUAGCCGAUCCUCGACGUUGCGAACCUAAAAAGUUCGGUGGUCCGGGAGCACGUGCUCGCUACCAAAAAUCUUACCGUUAAGUUGUAUUUUAAGUUCAAUAUUGUGUUUUUUUGUAUAUGUAUGAAAGUCUACAAUAAACACAAGUUUUUUUCUUAAAAACGC